AUGGCGGGUUUGCCUUCGAACCUUCGAGGCCUGCUUCAGCAGUUUGGGGGCAUGGGCGUCGGUCCACCAAAUCGGGAUCAACCGAUGGCCGACACCUCCGAGCAGGUGUACAUUUCAUCUCUUGCGCUGUUGAAGAUGCUCAAGCAUGGGAGGGCUGGAGUCCCUAUGGAAGUCAUGGGUCUCAUGCUCGGAGAGUUCAUUGACGAUUACACCGUCCGUGUCGUGGACGUAUUCUCCAUGCCGCAAUCAGGCAACAGUGUCAGUGUCGAGGCCGUGGACCCAGUGUACCAGACAGAGAUGUUGGAACAGUUGAAAAGGACAGGCCGUCCGGAGAUGGUUGUCGGCUGGUACCAUUCCCACCCGGGUUUCGGCUGUUGGUUCUCAGGAACGGAUGUAAACACUCAGCAGAGCUUUGAGCAGCUGAACCCGAGGGCUGUGGGAGUCGUCGUGGACCCGAUCCAGUCGGUCAAAGGCAAAGUUGUUAUUGACUGCUUCCGUCUGAUUAAUCCUCAUCUUCUUAUGCUUGGCCAAGACCUGCGACAGACGACAAGCAACAUCGGCCACCUUCAGCGACCGACAAUCUCCGCGCUUGUCCACGGCUUGAAUCGGAACUACUACUCCAUUGUGAUCAAUUACCGGAAAAAUGAGUUGGAGAACCAGAUGCUCCUGAAUCUCCACAAGAAUAAGUGGAACGACGCUCUGAAACUUAAGCCAUUCGACGAAAUGGCUGCGGAGAGUGCGGCGUGUACCAAGUCGAUGAAGGAAUUGUCGGAGCAGUACAACAAAAUGGUUCAAGAAGAAAUCAAAAAGACGCCUGAGCAGCUGGUGGUCGAGCGUGCUGGGAAAGUCGAUGCCAAGAAGCGACUGGAGAGUGAUGUAGACACUUUGAUGACGGAAAACAUUCUCCACUCUUUGGGCACAAUGAUUGAUACUCUCAUCUUCUGA
Molecule: messenger RNA, 945 nt
Organism: Neospora caninum
Lineage: Eukaryota; Apicomplexa; Conoidasida; Eucoccidiorida; Sarcocystidae
Product: CBR-CSN-5 protein, related
Exons: 6
Coding region: 1-945 (314 amino acids)
Biological process (GO): proteasome-mediated ubiquitin-dependent protein catabolic process; protein deubiquitination
Cellular component (GO): proteasome regulatory particle, lid subcomplex
Molecular function (GO): metallopeptidase activity; proteasome binding; protein binding
Source: RefSeq, a predicted model, not a curated record